Drosophila kikkawai is the source of this 3915-nucleotide messenger RNA. RefSeq names its product reduced ocelli (gene rdo). The record is from RefSeq and is a predicted model, not a curated record. Gene Ontology annotation, cellular component: extracellular matrix. Gene Ontology annotation, molecular function: protein binding. Lineage: Eukaryota; Metazoa; Arthropoda; Insecta; Diptera; Drosophilidae.
GCAGCGCGGUGCCCUGUUCGGAGCUGUCUCAGAGUCCCUCGAAAGUCUCGUUUACGUAAAUGAAAUCGGAUUCGGAGGAUUGCCUGCUCGUCAAGAUUGAGAUCUAGUGCGCGCCACAAAUCAGGACCUAAGCCUUAAUUAAAUUCGGGCGAGUUAAUUGGCAGCCAAAGUGUGUGGAACUCGUAAUGAAGCCGCCAUUCAUCUGGCACUUAAUUUAAUUCUGUUUCGCUGAUCGCAUAGUUGUAAACCUUGAUUACUGCGCGGAAUCUGUAAAGAGCAACCUGAAAAUUACGCAGGACAAAGCGAGGAAAAUCCGGGAAAACUGGCCAGCUUCUGGCAACUAAAUUAACGGUUCAUUUGCUAAAUAUACGACGGACCCCCCCUCAAAAUUUCGACACUCAAUUUCAGUGCGUGAGGAGUGGGAGUGUGUGAGUGUGCCGCGAGUCCUGUAACAAAUUUCAUUUAUUCACUGAUUUGAAUAUUCACGCACACACCAAAGGACACUAGGCCAGAGAGCAAGUGAGUGCGUGUGUGGUGUGCUUCCGUGUAGCAACGUGUGUGUGUGUGUGUGUGCAGCAUGAUUUAUUGGUCCUGCAGCAGGCGUGAUGUAAAGUGACAAUUUCUGGUAAUUUUCGAUUUACAUGCCGCCGUGCAUAGGACAGCAGACCGAUUGCGACUUCGCCGAGUUGAAAGUUCAAUAGACCGACACACAGAAGAGGGUCAGCGUAACUAUAGCAAAGAUGCUGUUCAAGUGGCUGCUGUUCAGCCUGAGCAUAAUGCCGGCGAUGUUCAGCAACACGAGAAGGAAGUGCCCCAUUGAAUGUCAAUGCAGCAUGGACGAGUCGGAUCGUUACCAGGCCAUCUGCACAAAAGGUGGCCUAAAUUCCCUGCUCACACCCAACGAGCUGGACAUCGAUGUGAAGGUUAUCAUCAUCCGUGGGCCCAGGAACUCCAUUACCAUUGGACCGGCUCUCCGGCAGUUCAUGAAACUGGAGAUACUGCGCAUCACGGAAUCAAAUCUGCCGGCAAUCGGAGCCGAAUCGUUCUGGGGCCUCAAAUAUCUGCGUAUAUUAGAUCUGUCCAAGAACAAUAUAACCAACAUAACGGAGAACAACUUUCGGGGCCAGGAUAAUCUCAUUGAAUUGGAUUUAUCGAAAAAUAAAAUUUUACGCAUGGCCAGCUCAACUUUUCGCCAUUUGACGGAUUUGCGACGUCUUAAUUUGGCAGACAACUCGAUUGUGGAGCUCGUGCAGCGCAACUUCUUCAUGCUGAGCAGGCUCAAGUAUCUGGACCUGAGCGGAAAUCCGCUCCAGGAUUUACAGCCGGAUGUGUUUCGCGAUGUGCCGGAACUGAAAGUGCUCAAGUGCCGCAAUUGUCAGCUGAAAAAAAUCAAUCCGCAGAUGUACAAUUUAUUGCCGCUUUUAAGCGAAUUGGAUUUGGGACGCAACGAGUUCAAGUUCCUCGACAAGGACGAGUUUCGGGAUGUGAAGCGCCUCACCAAGGUCCUGCUGGAUGGCAAUCAAUUGUCCGUGGUGGUGGACCAACUCUUUCGCAUGCAGAAGAGUCUUAAUCAUUUGGAUUUAUCGUACAAUCGGCUGGCCAAAGUGCCCAACGAUUCGUUCCUGCAGCUGACCAAUUUGACAUUCCUGGACUUGUCCUACAACAAAUUGGUGCGUCUGGAGCCGCAGUCUAUAAGGAGUCUGAGCAAUCUGCUGACCCUCAAUAUAAGCGGAAAUGUGCAGAUGGAUCUCAGGGAGAUGCGCGACACCUUUGAGCUCAUACCCCAGCUAACCCAUCUGGCCAUUGCUGAUAUGGGCCAAAUGCCCAUUGGCCUGCUGCAUCCUUUCAAGCAGCUCAGGUAUCUGAAUAUAUCCGGCAAUUCCUUGAAUAACACGGCAUUGGAGGUCAUCGAUCCAUGUCGGGAGCUGGAGUUUUUGGAUUUAUCCCGGAAUCAAUUACACGGCAUCAGCGAGGACACUGCGCUCAGGAUCCAAGGCAUUCGCAACGUGCGCCUCGACAACAAUCCGCUGAUAUGCGAUGAAUGUCACAUGGGGAAAUUAAUAAAUGUCGUGCGCCAACUUCAGUGGAAGUGGGAUACGUAUCCCAUUUGCUUCCUGCCCAAGAGCCUGCGAGGCGCCGAAAUCAACAACCUGGACAUCAACGGGCUGCACACGUGCCUGACCUUCAUCACGGACGAGGAGCAAAAUGCAGCCAGCACAUCCUAUAACUUUCUUGAGCACGGCGGUCUCAAUACUCUGGCCAUUUUGGGUGGCAUCAUCUUUGUGCUAAUUGCCGUCAUUAUACUGUCCUUGGUGGCCUGCUUCUCGAAGAAUCGGGCUCGUUACUAUACCAGAGAGAAUCAUCUUAAUGGCAGCGAGAGCAAAUGCCUGGAAAAGAAUCUGGAGACGGCCACAAUUACCACGCUGGGCAAUGGCAGUUCACCGACCACGACCACCACACUGACCCUGGCCACCUCGCCGGCACAGGGCUCCUCCUCCACUGGAACCGGGCCAAAAUCAAAUGGACAGCAGCAGGCAAUGGGGCUGAGCCUGAGUCCUGCCAACGGCAGCACGCCGCUGCACGGGGUCUCCGAGGACAGCGGCAAGGAAAUCAACUUCACCUUCCCCGUCGAUGAUCGUGUCUGCACAAUUGACGAGAUGAUGCUGCCUCCGGCACCACCGCCGCCCCAACAUCAGCAGCAUCCCAGCAUGGGUAGCCUCAUGUACAGCGUCUCACACUCGCCGGGCUCGGCCACGACCAUGGCUGCGGUGGCGGCCGCGGCCACCCUGCUUCCGCCAGGAGCUCCCUCGCCCAUGCCCACGCCCACUCCAAUUCCCACGCCCGCGGAGGCUGUGGUGGUGGUGCUGCCACCACCGCCGCCCAUGCACCGCCAGAUGGAGGGCAGCCUGGCCAGCCUGCGGGAGGUGCAGCAGCAGCUGGUGCAUCUGAGCAGCACGCUGGAGCCGCUGGUCAGCGUUAACUGACCCAGGGGAGGUGGAGUCACUUCCUCAGCAGCCGCAGCCUCAGUUUUGGGUCGAGUGAACACGACGCCGACGUAAGCCGCAGGAGAGUUGGACUGCGGGGCGUAUACUUGCUGCCGCCGGCGGACGGGGCGUAUAAUUAAUGGCAAUGCGGGGUCACAUCGAAGUAAUGCAGUAAUUAGGAUUUGAGUUCGCAAUUAAGUUCAUUAAUCACUCCAGACUGGAGUCCCGGAGCCUACUCCCCAGUCUGCUCCUCCAGUCGCUAUCAUCAUCUAAAAUGGCCUGGGACGCGGCCCAAUCAAUUCCGAACUGCCAUUCUCACAAUUAAAUAACUUUACCAGGCGUUUCACUAAGAUACUUGUAAUUGGUAAUUUAAUUUUAAUCAUUUUUAUAUGCGCAUCUGUAUAUAAAAGCCGACCCACGAAUAAUUUCACACAUUUCAAAUGUGAUAAACAAAAAAAAUUAAACAAAAAAAAAAAUUAAAAAACAAGGACAAAACAAACCAAGUGUAUUCUGUAAAUAAGUAUUAAGGCAAGCGAACCAUAAAAUAAACACAAAAAACUGAGUGUUCAUGGAAAAAAUAAACAAAUUGUAUAUUUGGCAAAUGCGAUUCAAAAUUGAGCAGCCGCUGUUUGAGAAUUUAAAGAUUAAACAUUUAAAAAAAAUAGCACGUAGUUAGUGGCAUAGAUUUCCCAGACACAUUAAAAAACUAUAUAUAUGGUAUAUAUAUAAAAUUAGAUGAUAAGGCAUGGAUCCCUUCCUAGAAACCCAAACGAUUUUGUGUUAUCCAUUACCCAGAAAAACUCAUCGAAUCAAUAACAGAACUUGGCAUUUUUACGUAAACUUAAGUCGGAUAAAUUGUAUUUAUUUUACACAGCAAUAACCGUAAUCCAUAAUAAAGUGUGACUGUUUAUGAAACCAAAAAAACCAAAAA